Molecule: messenger RNA, 4636 nt
Organism: Gallus gallus (chicken)
Lineage: Eukaryota; Metazoa; Chordata; Aves; Galliformes; Phasianidae
Gene: KCNJ3
Product: Potassium inwardly rectifying channel subfamily J member 3
Exons: 3
Coding region: 57-1535 (492 amino acids)
Biological process (GO): potassium ion import across plasma membrane; regulation of monoatomic ion transmembrane transport
Cellular component (GO): plasma membrane
Molecular function (GO): G-protein activated inward rectifier potassium channel activity
Source: RefSeq, marked provisional
GGCGGCGCCGGGGCGCGGUGCGGUGCGGUGCCGCGCGGAGCGGAGCGGAGCGGAGCAUGUCGGCGCUGCGGAGGAAGCUGGGCGAUGAGUACCAGGUGGUGAGCACCUCGGCCAGCGGAGGGGGGCUGCCUCCGCCCCGGGCGGCCCCGCGGGGGAAGCGGCAGCGCUUCGUGGAUAAGAACGGGAGGUGCAACGUGCAGCACGGGAACCUGGGCGGCGAGACCAGCCGGUACCUGUCCGACCUCUUCACCACGCUGGUGGACCUCAAGUGGCGCUGGAACCUCUUCAUUUUCGUCCUCACCUACACCGUGGCCUGGCUCUUCAUGGCCUCCAUGUGGUGGGUGAUCGCCUACAUGCGGGGCGACCUGAACAAGGCUCACGACGACAGCUACACCCCCUGCGUGGCCAACGUCUACAACUUCCCUUCCGCCUUCCUCUUCUUCAUCGAGACCGAGGCCACCAUCGGCUACGGCUACCGCUACAUCACGGACAAAUGCCCCGAGGGCAUCAUCCUCUUCCUCUUCCAGUCCAUCCUGGGCUCCAUCGUGGACGCCUUCCUCAUUGGCUGCAUGUUCAUCAAGAUGUCCCAGCCCAAGAAGAGGGCUGAGACGCUGAUGUUCAGCGAGCACGCGGCCAUCUCCAUGCGGGACGGCAAGCUCACCCUCAUGUUCCGCGUGGGGAACCUCCGCAACAGCCAUAUGGUCUCAGCGCAGAUCCGCUGCAAGCUGCUCAAGUCCCGCCAGACGCCCGAGGGUGAGUUCCUGCCGCUGGACCAGCUGGAGCUGGACGUGGGCUUCAGCACAGGUGCCGACCAGCUCUUCCUCGUCUCGCCGCUCACCAUCUGCCACGUCAUCGAUGCCAAGAGCCCCUUCUACGACCUGUCCCAGCGCAGCAUGCAGACGGAGCAGUUCGAGAUCGUCGUCAUCCUGGAGGGCAUCGUGGAAACCACGGGGAUGACGUGCCAGGCCAGGACAUCCUACACUGAGGAUGAGGUGCUCUGGGGCCAUCGCUUCUUCCCUGUUAUAUCCUUGGAAGAAGGGUUCUUCAAAGUCGACUACUCGCAGUUCCACGCGACGUUUGAGGUCCCCACGCCGCCGUACAGCGUGAAGGAGCAGGAGGAGAUGCUGCUCAUGUCCUCACCCCUGAUAGCGCCCGCUGUCAGCAACAGCAAGGAGAGGAAUAACUCGGUGGAGUGCCUGGAUGGUCUGGAUGAGGUUGGUAUAAAACUCCCUUCCAAACUGCAGAAAAUAACUGGAAGGGACGACUUCCCCAAAAAACUCCUCAGGAUGAGCUCCACCACCUCGGAGAAGGCCUACAGCAUGGGCGAUUUGCCCAUGAAGCUGCAGCGGAUCAGCUCAGUCCCUGGGAAUUCAGAAGAGAAACUGGUGUCCAAAGCCACCAAGAUGAUGUCGGAUCCCAUGAGCCAGUCGGUGGCCGACUUGCCCCCCAAGCUCCAGAAACUGUCGGGUGGCGGCCGGAUGGAAGGGAACCUUCCUCCAAAACUGAGAAAAAUGAAUUCCGACCGCUUCACAUAACCCAGCUACCGAGGCCGGACUGCCCCAGCAGGGAUGGCCUACCAGAGCUCCGCGUGGCUCCAUGCCCAGUGCUGGCAGGGCUGUGGGUACACCAGCAGGCCGUGCUGCCCGGGGCCAGCAGAGCCGUCCGCCCCCGGCAUGUAGAACCACGAUGCGCAUGCAAUAAUAGUGUGCAAUUCCUGCAUCUAGUUUUCUGGCAUGGCUCCUACUAUAUUUAUACUGUAUAUCCUGAAAAACGCCUACAGGGGUGUUCCGUUCCCCGGGUAUUUCUUAAGAGUCAGUAGCAGGUAAAACAUGCGAGUGGGUAACUUUCAGGGUAGGUUAUCAUUUGAGUUCGUUUUCUUCUUUUCUGACAUGGGUUGUGAUGUUACACACUGAACAGGUUGCCCAAGGAGGCUGUGGAUGCCCCAUCCCUGCAGGCAUUCAAGGCCAGGCUGGAUGUGGCUCUGGGCAGCCUGGGCUGCUGGUUGGCGACCCUGCACAUAGCAGGGGGUUGGAACUGAUGAGCACUGUGGGCCUUUUCAACCCAGGCCAUGCUGUGAUUCUAUGUUUCGCUCAACAAAGUAGCUAUGGUGCAUGUGGUUUUUUUGUUCCUAAAAGGAAUUGUAUUUGUUAAUUCCUCACACCAAACCUGCUGGCCUUAAACUAACUGCUGGUUUUCAUUUUGCUUUAAGUUCUUCUUGGGCUUUCUUUUCCUGCCUCUACACUGCUGGAAAAAAAAAAUUAAUGUAUUUCACAAGACGCUGUUGAGAAAAGAAGCUUCUAUUGAUAAGGCUAGGUAAAACUAUAAAGAAAUGAGUGAAAAUGGCACUUCAGGUAAAAUUAGAAAAAAAAAAGAGAAUUCCUCCAUCAUUUAUCUCUGUACAGACAACGUGCUUGGUUUCACAGGACAGCUGAACAUAACAACAGCUGUGUUGUUCAGUUGUUCCUGGAGUCAGGCAGGCUUCUGUUGUGGAUGCUCUGCCCCAGGAGCAGAACUGGGCUCCCUCUGAGCCCCUCUGGUGUUGGGGCUUUGCUCUCCCUUACUCUGAGGCCCCAUCCUACAAAGCCAGGUCCCAGCGGUGGUUCUGUGAGCCCACAUCUUGCAGCCAGAGCUGUGAGAGCUGCUGGGUCCCAUGGCGAUCCCUGUACUGCUUUCUCUGUGGUGAGAACAUGUACAGAGACGUUAACCGAGGUUGACCCUGUGGGUUUUGAAAUGAGUAAUACUUUGUGUAAAUGUUUGGUUUGGUAUCCUCCCGUGGCUCUGUGUGGUUUUGGGGGUUUUUAUCCUGUUUUACUCCCUCUCUGCUGCUGUGCCCCAACACCUGUGCUUCCCCCUGCCUAACACCAGGCUGUUGCAUUGCCUGGGCUGUGCCAGAGGACCCAAAGCAGGGUGGCUAUUUCAGAGCUGAGCAGUGACAAGGCUCUCUGUCUUGCUUCAUGGGGAUGUCUGUUCGAGACAGACCAAUGGGCAGCACUGGCAGCAUGGCAUCGUGGUGUUGGAGGCAAAACACAGCUGUGGAGUCUUGGAGAUGUACAAGGGCAGCAGCAGUUGUGUAGGGAAGUCCUGGCUCGAGGGCUCUGUGCCAUCGGUGUGAAUGCUCAUGCUUGCUUAAUAAGGACAGAUCUGCUUGUCAUUGGGAAACAGUAAUUUGGUUUGAGUAGAAAUGGUGGCAUGGGAUGAGAACCGAGCAAUGCAAUAUUGCUGGAAGGGUUGGCUCAGACUCCGCAGGGCCUCAGUGCUUGGCCUGGAAGUUGCCCAGUGUGCUUGAUCAGCUGUGCACCCAUGGACUUUAUACUAACUAAAGGGUUUUUCCCACUGUUUAUGAUGAUUUUUGAGUGGCACUGCAUGCUUUUUACACCUGUGGCCGUACUGAAAUACUUUGCACAUUAUUGUUAGAGGGAGCUGUGGGUGUAGCUCCCUGCGUGCUGACGCUGUGUGCUCAAUGAGUGAUGAGCAGAAUUCCAACGUUGCCAGGUAAGAUCUGAAUGUUUUUCCCCUAUUCGCUAACACUUAUUCAGGCCAUCUUGUAAAGUAUAGCAGAGCUUUGUGCCAUUUGUAACUCCUCCACUAGUCCCUGGCCAAGUGAAAAUGGCCACAUACAGUGGUCAGGCAUCAACAGUAAUGCCACCUCCGGUCCAAACUAGAAAGCCAAGGACACUGAACCAGAGUGAUGGUGGCUGGCGAGUCGUAGGACCAUAGAACGGCUUAGGUUGGAGGGGACCUUAAAGAUUAUCCAGUUCCACCCCGUGCCAUGGGCUGGCUGCCCCCCACCCACUCAGACUGCCCAGAACCCCAUCCAUGGCCUUGGCAUCUCCAGGGAUGGGGCACCCAUAGUGCUCAGGGCAGCCUACCUCCCUGCAGCCCCUCCUGGCACAGCAGGCCUUGGGUCAUCCCCCUGCACCCAGGCCUCCAUAUGGACAGCCAGCAUGCCUCCAUACUAAGAGCAACGGAGUGUCCCCAGCCGUGGCCAGGUGCUGCACAAAAUGAAUGUAGAGGGCUGAGCAGGAGCGGUGGCAAGGUGCUGGGUGCCUGUGCACCAACACUGGGACAGUGUUCUCGUGUUUGUUGAAUUAAUGCCAUAUAAAGUACUAAAAGCGACAGUUCAUUCAACACUUUAAAUAAUUCUCCUGUCCUUGUUGCACACAAGUUUUCUGAGGCUUGUGGCUUGUACUGCAAUGUAUGACGUAUGUUAAGGCUAAAAUACGCGUGUCUUCUGUUACUGAGAGUGAAAGUGAAAACAUGGAUGGUCGGUAACUGUCUUUGGUUAUUGGGUUCAGGAUGUUAUUCCUGGUCAACAUCUCAUUUCUACUGGUGUGGCCCCUUUUCUGUUUCUCCUGGCUGUUCUCACCCAGCCCUAACGCUUGUGCUAAGAGAAGUGUAUCUGUGUGUUCGACUGCACAGCCGGUCUGUGUUCUCUACUGCUGAGUUUAUGCUUGAAUUAAAUUGUAAAUUGUACAUAUUUGAAUUAGAAUAAACUAAAUGCAUUUUCUGGCAUGCACUCUAUAACUGUAUAAAUGUACAAGUUUAUUUGAAUUAUACAAAACAACAGACUCUUGUAUUCAUUAAUACUGCAAGCUCAGUUUUAUCUACAGCUGUAUUAAACUUUCAGAAUUGUUCA